AUGCGUGAGCGCAAGAACAUCACGCUCGUCCGCAAGCCCGUCAAGGUCCUCAUGCUCUUCGCCCAAGUCUGCCUCGACGGGUGCCGAAGAUCCUUCGACUGGCUCAUCCACCACCGGGUGCUCUUCUACCCUCUCAUCAUCUCCACGCUCGUGUACGCCUACCUCGCCAGCUUUCCCGGACCGUGGACCCCCGCGGUUGUGGAGGUAAGGUACAACUUCGAGUUCCUCGUGUGGUGGGUCGGCCUGGGCGUGCUGUCGUCCAUCGGGCUUGGCACCGGCAUGCACAGCGGCCUCCUCUUCCUCUUCCCGCACAUCCUGAAGGUGUGCAGGAGUGCAGAGGCGUGCGGCGGCGUCGGGUUCGACACGAGGGAGAACAUCUGGUUCGUCAUGAAGGGCGAGGACCUGUUCAAGUGCGAUGGCGCCACCGUGGAAGCCACGUGGAUGAACGUGUGGCUCGCGGUGCUGCCGGCGUGCGUGCUGUGGGGCGGGGGCACCGCCGCGGGUGAGAUUCCGCCGUACUGGAUAUCGUUCCUCGCCGCCAAGGCUGGGGAGGAGAACGACGAGCUCCUCGAGCUGGAGACGGAGGAUAGGAGCGCCAUGAACGCGGUGAAGAAGAAUAUCCACGAGUGGAAGGUGUGGAUGAUUGGGUUUAUGAAGACGCACGGGUUCUGGGGUUUGGUUGCCAUGGCCGCCUGGCCAAACGCGGCUUUCGACCUCUGCGGCAUCUGCUGCGGGACGUUCAUGAUGCCUUUCUGGCACUUCUUCGGGGCGACGUUCAUCGGUAAGGCGCUGAUGAAGGCACCGGCACAAGGGGCGGUGUUCUCCACGCUCUUCAGCGAGGGGCCGAGGAUGGCGGUGGUGCACUUUAUCGCCGAGCUGUUUCCCCGCGGGUGGGGCGUCCGCGAGAUUCUCGACGCCGGCGCAGCCAAGGCGCUCAACAAGAUGUCGAGCGGCGCCAAGGGUUCCGCCGCGAAGGCGGUCGCCUCGGGUAUCUCUCUUUCGGACGCGUGGGGCGUAUUCAUUACCGUGGUGGUGGUUUACUUCGCGGCGUCGUGCGUAGAGCAGAUGGCACAGAUGAAGCAGGGGUACAUGGACAGAGAUGAGGUUGCAAAGGUUCACGGGUUCAGGCGCAGCAACCGGAGGAGCCUCGGUACUCCGGCGAAGAAGUACCAGUGA
Molecule: messenger RNA, 1176 nt
Organism: Micromonas commoda
Lineage: Eukaryota; Viridiplantae; Chlorophyta; Mamiellophyceae; Mamiellales; Mamiellaceae
Exons: 1
Coding region: 1-1176 (391 amino acids)
Source: RefSeq, a predicted model, not a curated record